UGUCAGUAUUGUAAUGCUGUUGGCACAGGCGCAGGCCGUCGAGACUCUCCCGUGCUAGCUGUGGGCCCCUUGUAAGCCAUGGUUGGCACGGACUGCGAACGGCCGACCCCUGCGCGGGAACCGGUGCCGCUGGUGGUGGUGAGCCCGAUGCACGUGAUGACGCUGUCGGCCCGCCGAUCGUGGGGCGUGCGCAUGGCCCAGCGCCUGCACGCCGUCUCCCAGCGGUGGUUCACGCACGUGCUGCUGCUCUUCCUGUUGGCAGCCUAUGCAGCGCUCGGCGCACUCGCGUUCCGCUGCCUCGAAGGCCCCUACGAAGCACGCGCAAAGACGGGUCUCCGCCAGGUGCGUCGGCUACUCGUGGAUGAGCUGCGCCGGAGCUGCAGUUCGACCGACGAGCACCGGUGGCGGCGGCUGGCCCUGCGGCGCCUGCAGGAGUACGAGGCACAGAUGCGUGCUCUCUGUCAGGCCGGAGUCACCACGGACGCCGAGCGUCAGCUGUGGACCUUCUGGGGCGCCAUGUUCUACUGCGGAACCGUCUUCACAACUAUCGGUUACGGCAACAUUGCGCCGAGCACCACCACCGGCCGGGCAGCGACCAUCGCUUACGCAUUAUUUGGCAUUCCACUGCUGCUUAUGGUGCUGGCCGACCUGGGCAAGCUAUUCACGCGCCUCAUCAAACUCGCCUUCACAGCCAUUCGGCGCUUCUACAACACUAAGAACAUGCGCAGCCUGCGUAGGGCCAGCCGAAGGGCCACCGAAGCACCGGGACAGAUUCUCGUGGCCUGGAGGACAACAGCGUCGUAUCCAUCUAGAAAGCGCAUACGCCGUGCCCGCUUACGGACGGAGGUCGUUGACGAGGCCGCAGUUGAAGCGCGGGUUCCGGUCUCACUAGUGCUGCUCUUCCUGCUGGCCUACAUGACUCUGGGCGCGCUCAUGUUCUCGCUCUGGGAAGGCUGGAGCUUCUUCGAGGCAUUCUACUUCGUGUUCGUGUCCAUGAGCACUAUUGGUUUCGGAGACUACGUGCCCCAACAGCCCGCGUUCAUGAUGGCUGCGUUUGUCUACCUCCUGUUCGGCCUAGCGCUCACUUCCAUGUGUAUUACCGUAAUCCAGGAAAAACUGGCAGCCACCUUCGAGAAGGCUCAAGCCCAGAUCGGCGUCUCACUGGGACUCGACGACGCCAAUGGCCUGCUGGGCGGUGCUUAUGUGGAGUCGGCGCACAACGAACCCAUUCUGAACCCGCAGCCCGUUUAAGAACACAGGUCUG
Messenger RNA from Rhipicephalus sanguineus (brown dog tick), 1264 nucleotides. RefSeq names its product TWiK family of potassium channels protein 18. Gene Ontology annotation, molecular function: potassium ion leak channel activity. NCBI's taxonomy places the organism in Eukaryota, Metazoa, Arthropoda, Arachnida, Ixodida, Ixodidae. Gene Ontology annotation, biological process: potassium ion transmembrane transport; stabilization of membrane potential. The transcript has 4 exons. Gene Ontology annotation, cellular component: membrane. The record is from RefSeq and is a predicted model, not a curated record. The coding region runs from base 79 to 1251 and encodes 390 amino acids.